This is a messenger RNA of Oikopleura dioica, 5136 nucleotides long. NCBI's taxonomy places the organism in Eukaryota, Metazoa, Chordata, Appendicularia, Copelata, Oikopleuridae. The record is from the annotation of a GenBank genome assembly.
AUGAGCGACAUGGUAUCAUUUUUGAGCACAUGUACCGACGCUUCGUCUAGCGAAGACGACGACUCUUCUAGUGACGAUGAUCCGUUCGGGGACAAGGAAUCGAAUGAUUCUUCGCUGCCAAAGAAGCCCGCUACGUUUUCAACUUCGAGUCCAAAACUGUCGCCUUUGCGAUCGAAUAUCCAAGAUGAAAAAAGUGGAACUCUCUUUGGUGCCGAUCUCUCGCCGAUACGUGGUGAACGAAACCUUCCCGAGUUCAUUCCGACCGAAGUGCAAGAACCUCGCCCAGCGAAUAGUCUCCAUAUUUCUGAUGAUGCGGCUGCAGAUGUAAUCGACCCAAAGACAACUUCGGCUAAAGAUGAUAUUGGCCUGAUGGAUGAGUUGGGCGAUUUCGACGACGAUCCAGACAAUUCACUUUAUCCGACUAACAAAAGAAAAAGUCUGGGAAAGAAAGCGACUGCGAAGAAGUUGCCGUGCAACUCUCAGGAAAAAUCAAAAACUACCAGUCAACAUAUGAAGACUAAUAGAGGCAAAAAUAACAAUUGCACUGGCUCUCAACUUGGGCAGAAACAUACUAAAAACCCUCGUGAUAAUGUGGUUGCAAACAGUCAAGAGCUCUUAUCGACCCCACAAAACUCGCCCCCGUCGUCUCCAUAUAAUUCCCGUGUACCUUCUCGCAGCCCCUCGCCAACAACAUCGAGGGCAAGAAACAAGGGUCAAGAAGUAAAACGAAAACCACCGAAGAGCCGUGAUGUGGCAAUGACGGUUCAAGUUAAGAAGACUGCGAAGCCACUGAAACCUUCCCAGAACAUUUCGCAGGGCGAUGGCUCGCCAAAUCUGGAAGAACUUGGCCGGCCAUCUCGCCAUCUCAAUGAUCAGAUUGAUUUUUUGAUGGACAAUAUUCGGCCUCAUGAUGGUUAUACUGGAGCAAGCCAAGCCGACAAAAAUAAUGAUUCUGAUAGCGGAGAAGAGGAUUCAAUCACUUCAAACUAUUUUUUUGUCGAAACGCCAGCGCCAAUUCAUGGAAUCCCGGAAGCUGAUAAGUUUAUCGAUCCGAAUUCGGAGCUCAAACGAGGUGUUCAGUACAGAGACCCUGGCGAUGAACCAAAGAUAAAAAUCCCCUUGAAAACCAAAAGGAGCGUUAUCCACUCUUACAUAUCGGGCAAUGGCAAUCCUGGCUGUAUAGUCGAGUAUCUUCUCCCCUUGGACGAUGACGAUAGUCAAGCAUUGCAUGACCAGCCUUCUACUUCAACGGCACCUACAUCUGCUACGCCUUGGACAUGCUCCAUUCCUAAUGGAAAACGAGAAAUUCUUAAGCAAAAUAAAGCUAGGCAGUCAAUCCAGUCGGCACCCAAGAGAAAAAAAGUCGUUUAUCACAUGCAGUAUAACGGAGCAAACCCAAGAGGCGAUGGUGCUGCAUCAGUCCAUCUGAAGUGUCAAAACUGCAAUGGUCGCCAGACGUUCUAUUGCGACGCGUCCUUCAUAAUGCCAACUAAAUCCGGCAAGUCCUGGAUGAUGAAUCCAGAAAAGAUUCAACUCUUUUGGCACAACGCGACUUUGGAGCCUCCUCGCGAUCACCAGCGCCUUAGCCAACAAUACGAGCACGUAUGCAGAGGCCUUAACAGGCGAAAGAUUGCCGAGAUUACGUUUUCGACUGGCAUUAUUAAAUUGGUUGAUCAAAUGGGACCAACAGUCAGUGCUAAAACGGUGCGUGAUCACGUGCAGACUGUCCAGGAAACUUAUCCUGAAUGGUCGCCUGACUACUCGAUGACAUCAUACAUCAAAAAGAUGAGAAAUCGCAAAAGAUUCUACCGGAAACAAAUGCGCAAAGAGUUUGAGAGUCGUGAUGAGAAAGUUCCACUCGUUCCCAAAAUUCUCGGCACGUUGAACUAUCACAAACGACUCUCCGGUGAAGGGCUCAACCGCUUACGAUGGCCAGUCGCAGUUACCGCCAAAUUCUUGAUCGUCGCGGAUCUUCUCAUGCUGUCGCGAAUCCCUCCAGCAUCAUUCAUUAGAAUGAUGCUGGACGGGACCUUUACCAUCGCAGGAGAUUUCCGGCAAUGCAUCACCAUCCAAAUUGCGAUUACUGACGACCUUGGAUUCACGGAAUAUAAAUUGGUCGCCGCUGUUUAUUUGCUCUCGAAAAAAAAAGUCGACUAUGCCGCGGCUUUUUAUACAUUCUGGGCAGCAUUAAUGAAGCUUCACGACUCCAGCUUGAUCACCACCGUCUUUGCACAAACUGACGGAGAAAUGAGUCUCUUCCUUGGCGCAGAGGAGGGCCUUAAACGUCACAGCGUCAACGUUCUUUCGACUAUCUGUAGUACGCACCUGGAAAGGGCGCUUUACAGAAACCUCAAGUCAAUUAUUGGCUUUCGAUGUGUUCCCGCCGCAGUCCGAAUCUUCACGUUUAUGAUGAAAAGCAUCCAACUGGUCAGACCUGACCUCAUCAUGCCGAGUCUUCUUGGACUGUACGCCCUCGUUCAAAGGUUGCCAAAGUAUGGAAAGAGAAUCAGCCGCUUCUUGAGAGACUAUUGUCAGCGAGUCAUGGUAAUCUAUCGUGAUAGAUUCUGCUAUCACAAAUUGCUUCUGUUGGCCAAGGAAGAGCGCUCGUCCGUUUGUUUAUCCACGAAUCCGGCGGAAAGCCUCAAUAAUAGCUUGAACAGCAGAUUUCGGGAUACAUUUAAAAGGAGAAAGGGAAGCUUCGACGAAGAUCUCCUUCUUAUGUACCAAUUCAUGGAUGAAUGCGGACGCGAAUACAACAAUGGCGACAUCGAUAAGGAACGAGAGGAUGAAAACAACGUGGCAGCUGAUCGUGAAGCUUAUAUACAGAAGGUAUUCGACCGAUGCGACAAAGAGGAAAUCUACGAGCGCGGCAUGCCUUUCCCGAAAGAAUUUUUCAUGGAUUUCGUACAUAUUGCACUGGAGCGUUUUGCGGAAAAAGCACCUGCGCGUCACACCGCCAUUCUUCGCAAACGUUGGGCGCGAAAUCGACUCGCAGCACGGUUAACUGAAAUUGAAAACGGCAAGGUCAAAGCUGCUGAAAUGGAUCCAGAAACCGAGGAAGAUCGCGCGGCAGAUCAAGAAUUAGAAGAGGAUCGCAUUCCAUGUGAUGUGCCCGUCGGUGAAAUGGAGGAUGAAAUCAUUGGUGAUGACUUUGAUGAUGAAGACUAUGAUGGCAUGGAGCUGAAUGACAAUCGCCCUAUUGGAGAACUCAAUUUACCGAACUCUGUACAGACAGAGAUGGCGAUAGGCGAUUUUCUUAAAAAGACUAGGGCGGCGAGUGGCGCUGCAGUGCCUGGUGAAAACAGCGACGCUGUGAACGCUUUACGUGACGACGAAGCCAAUCAGACGCAGGGUCCUGGGAACAACACGGAGAACAGUGGCGCUGAAGAGCACACAGCAAACAUGGAAAUGGAACAAUUAAAUCAAACAAUUGCCGAAACCACGGAGAACAGCGGCGCUCUCGAACACUCUGCAAACAUGGAGACAGAUCAAGUGAAUCGUACGCCCGCGAUCGAAGACGAACUGCAUAUGCUUGAUUUCAAAAACCCGUUUGAGUCAGAGUCCGACUCUGACAUUGAAACGCCGCCCUCAACUGACGUAGAAGAUGCAAUGGACGAAGGUGAAAAAUCAGAGGAGGACUCAAUUGAUUGGGGAUUCGAAAACAACGAUGAAACCACUUGUCGGCCGCCACAAAAAGCGUCUACCUCGCAAGCCUUCCAGCACACCAGCGACCAGGGAAAAGAGUCAAGCGAAGGUGUACAGGAAUCAAAACAUGCUCUAAAUUAUGGUCGUAAUCGCGCGGUGAAAUUCGCGACAGAAGCACAACCAUCGAAAUGUCAUGUCGAGGAGUUUCAGGAACGCCAAGACCAAACGCUGAAAAACGCCGGUCUCACACGCAAACGAAAAUCGUGUCAACCUGCUAGGAUCCAUGAGCGGGAAGAUAACAAGGAAAACAAGAAGAAGCAGAUUCGAAUGGAGAACAAUCCAACGAUGGCCACGUUAAAGGGAAAAGAUAAAGAAAGCCAGCUUCGCGAUUUUGAUAGACAAGUGAAGUGCCUUGGGGACGCAAUGAUCGAUGUAAAUCCAACGAUGUUGACUGACGCAGCGCUCAACCAAUGGCCCGACAAACCACUCAAACCCAAAGAGCAGCGGAGACACGAAAGAGCAGAAGAAAAAGCGCUAGAAGGAAUACCAAAGGUGCCAGGAACUGAAAUCAUGGACGAUUGGAAAUCACUAGAGCGAGCUGCUGCUGAAACUGCCUUCUCACCCAUCAGAACCCGCAGUCGAAGCAAAGAGGAGAAGCUAAAAUCCAAAAAGGACGAUUCAAUGAUGAGCGCCAACGAAUCGAAAUCAUUGCCGGCUGAUGGUGACACUGCUCCACAACGAAGAAUGUACAAAAUAGUUUUCACAAAGGCCGAACUGAUGAAAUGCGUAACCGAUGCACUCGUUCCACUGCUCCCCUGGGCGAUAUUCGACCUCACGCCAGAUGGAAUUUGUGUGCAGUCAGUUGAUGGUUGCCAAAAUAUUUUGGUGCAAUUAGUCCUCCGCGCAGCAGCAAUGGAAGAAUACUCCAUUGACAAACCAUACGCUCUAGGCGUGAAAGUGGAACUAUUGGCGAAAUAUCUGAAAAACGCUUCAAAUGACGACAAAUUGACAAUAACCGGGGACGACGAGAAUGGAAAGCUGGUAAUGAAAUUCAAGUCACCGCUGAAAGAUGUGUUAUUUCAACGAGCGAAUAUGGGUAACAAGCACAGAAAAAAAGAAAAACUAAUUUUCGAUAGCGCUUCAAUUACGAUGCCAUCGUGUGUAUUCGAACAGACGAUCAAGAAACUUUCGGGCGUUGGGGAAGUGGCAAAAAUCAACGUCACUAACGGGAAAGCUGUCCUCUCGUCGAAGGGCGAUAUCGGUGAGGUGGAGACGGAAUUGGAUGAAAAAGAUAAUGACGACCCAAAGAACAAGCUUUUUUCAGUCGAAGCUGAGGGACCGAUCGAGCUUAACUACAGUUGCAAAUAUCUCGAGAUGAUGUCCAGAGCCGCAUGCUUGGCAGAACAAGUGACGAUGCAACUUGAAGAUGGCGUCCCGAUGACCAUUACAUACAACAUGAAGGCAGGUUAUAAUUAUGCGUUUUUCUUUUAA